Messenger RNA from Pestalotiopsis fici W106-1, 1632 nucleotides. RefSeq lists its product as uncharacterized. Bases 1 to 1632 code for a protein of 543 amino acids. The transcript has a single exon. NCBI's taxonomy places the organism in Eukaryota, Fungi, Ascomycota, Sordariomycetes, Amphisphaeriales, Sporocadaceae. The record is from RefSeq and is a predicted model, not a curated record.
AUGCUUUCAAGAGUGUCGAUUUACUUGGUAUUUCUAUUGUUUGAGGGGAUCUCCGCAUCUCCAUCUUUGCCUAUCGCACAUGGGAAGCAGGGGUCGUUUCUCCCCAGCACCGAGGCGGCAAUCAAGCAUGGACCCCAGAUCUUCAAUGCGCUGCACGAUGCCAUGCGACAAUUUGGAUCAUCGAUACACCACAAUGGAAUGAGCCUUUUCCAGGCGACCAUGCCGACGGGCACUAUCUUAUAUCACGGCAGCUAUAGCACAGACGUACCUGAGCGUCUAGAAUGGUUGGCUUUUGAGAUUGAACACGCGGAGAAUUUUGCUCGUGGAAGACUGAGACGACGGGAUAAUGCUAGCGACAUAUUCAUGUCUGACAAUGCUAGCCAGAAGCCAUUGGAAUCUCGUCAACCAAAGGUUCACCAUCAAUUAGAUGACUUCAGGACAACAGAAUCCUCACUAGAUGGGUCCAUUACCGUGUCCCGGGAUCGGGGUCGAUGCUUCGACAAAUGGAACCCCGACGAUUGCGAAUUUACAUCCGGUUAUCUCCAUGUGUUCCAAGCCUUGCGUCCGCUGAAUCUGUUAUACAUCGACGGCAUGGCCGCAGCGAAAUCCGGUAUGGGAUCAAAUGAUAUCGAAGACUUUGUAGUCGCCGGAAACAGAACUCGCAGUUUCUUGGAAGACUUUGUUCGCGCGGCUGAACUUUGUGAGUGGGGAGAAGCUUGGCAUAUUGACGGCUUCAUUCGUAUGGAACCUGGCUUCGAAGUCGUAUAUUGCAACUUUCGCGACGGUGCACUUCAGCGGCUCUCGGUUACGCGGCGCCCGCGUCAAAUGUUUUCAAUGUCCGACCUCAUGUACGACAAGUUUGAGUGGAUGCGUGCCGCGUCUCAGAGAUACCACGGCUUCGCCGCCGGGCGCGUGGUUCUUGACUACUCGUCCAUGGUGUCAGCCUAUUUCUACCCACUCAACCUGACCAACCCGAAUGCUACGCGACCCGAGCUCCCGAGAUUGCUAAGCGCGACUGAUGCGGAGCUGGCGGUGAUCAAGGCACAUCUCGAGAGGAAAACGCCCGCGGCGAGGGGUGAAACUUCAAGCCAGGGCGGCACAGAUUGGCAAGGGGUGACGGAUAUGGUUGUUACACGCUAUGCAGACGUACUCCAGCUAGGGUCCAAGUGUGAGACUGUCGAGGCGAUGAAGAGGUUUUUGGAUCAUCUGUUGAUGAUGUACAUUGAUCACGAGCAAGAUAAAGUUGACUUGAGAAAGGCGGAACAGAGUUGUGCGAAACAUUACCUGUUGGGUACUGUAACGACGACACCUGAGGAGGAGCUGAUUUAUGCUGGAAUUCUGGCGACGACUCGACUUAUCUGCGAUACCCUAUUUCGAGCAUAUGAAGUAGUCCAGAACUCCGAACCAGAUGUUGAGUCUCUAACUGAGGCGGUAUCCCUGGUCCAAGGGUUGAUGGAUACGCUCCGCUGGUCAAAAUGGAAGGAAUGUGGGCCAUGCGCAUCUAAUGAAAUAUGUUACGUCGCCAUGUGGCCAUUUGGGAAUACCGAGGAUCAUUUCAGUCCGUCCUGUCUGAAUGCCUCUUCGACGUUUGACAGAGACUCGUACUGGACGUGGGAGUGGCCAUACUGGUGA